Molecule: messenger RNA, 2559 nt
Organism: Salvelinus namaycush (lake trout)
Lineage: Eukaryota; Metazoa; Chordata; Actinopteri; Salmoniformes; Salmonidae
Product: putative protocadherin beta-18
Exons: 2
Coding region: 1-2559 (852 amino acids)
Biological process (GO): homophilic cell-cell adhesion
Cellular component (GO): plasma membrane
Molecular function (GO): calcium ion binding
Source: RefSeq, a predicted model, not a curated record
AUGGACGUUCUUUGUUGUCAUGGCGCAGGGAGAACCAGCUCGCGUACAUGGACAUGGCAGACAUGGCUCGUGCUUUUUAUCUGUCUCUAUGGCGCAGGGGUAGCGCGCGCCCAAGUCCGUUAUUCCAUCCCAGAAGAGAUGGCGAAGGGCUCGCUCGUGGGGAAUAUCAUGCAGGAUCUGGGUUUGGAUGUUAAAAGGUUGAAAUCUGGUCGAGCGCGGAUCUUUACUGAGGACAGCAGCGAGUACAUCGGUCUGAAUGCGGAUAAAGGGACGCUGGUGGUGAAAGAAAGGAUAGAUAGAGAGGAGCUGUGCGCCCAAGUGUCUCCCUGCUCUCUGCAUUUCCAGAUCAUCGUUGAAAAUCCGAUGGAGCUUCAUCGAAUUGACGUGGAAAUAUUAGACAUCAACGACAAUGCUCCUGCUUUCGAGAGGAAGGAAAUCAGAUUCGAGAUAAGUGAAUCUGCUCCUCCCGGUGCUCGGUUCUCGUUAGAUAGCGCUAAAGACCCCGACGUAGCCAUAAAUACUCUCCAAACAUACCAACUGAAUCCCACCGAUCGUUUUAAAUUGAAUACCCUAUCUCGUCCAGAUGGAACAAAAUAUGUCGAAAUGGUUCUUCAGAUCGCACUUGAUAGAGAAAAGCAGGAAGAGCAUAAAUUAAUCUUAACUGCUUAUGAUGGCGGGACCCCCCAGAAAUCUGGCUCAGUCAAAAUCAACGUAAUUGUCUUAGAUGCAAACGACAAUUCUCCAGUGUUCAGCAAGUCUGUAUACAGGGUCACCUUACCAGAGAAUGCAUCAAAAGGCACCAUUGUCUUGCGAGUCAGUGCAACUGAUGCAGAUCAAGGAGGAAAUGGUGAGGUGACGUAUUCGUUUUCUCGAAGUACUGGUAGUAGCGCAUCAAGCUUGUUUAAUAUUGACACAUUUUCAGGCGAUAUUACAGUUAAUGGUAUGCUUGACUAUGAAAAAGUAAAACAUUAUGAGAUAGAUGUAGAGGCUACAGACAAAGGGGGUUUAACAGACACUAGUAAAGUGCUCAUUGAAAUGGCGGACGUAAACGACAAUGCACCAGUGAUUAGCAUAAUUUCCUUCUCCAACCCUAUUCCCGAGGACUCUGCUCCGGAGACGGUCAUAGCCAUGCUCAAUAUCAAAGACUUAGACUCCGGUAAAAACGGUCAGGUGAAGUGUUCUAUUAGUCCUGAUUUACCAUUCGGUAUAAAGUCAUCCUCUACUAAUUUCUACAGUUUAGUUUCUGAUCAGGCACUGGACCGUGAAACUGUGUCUGAAUAUAACAUAACAAUAACAGCCGCUGAUGAAGGGUCUCCAUCUUUUUCCACUAAUAAGACAGUAACACUGAAAAUAUCAGAUGUGAAUGACAACGCCCCCCUGUUUCCACGACAGUCGUACACAGUUUACGUUGUUGAGAAUAACUCACCUGGAAUGUCAAUAUUUUCUGUCAAGGCCAGCGACAAAGACUCUGGCAACAACGCGCAUAUUUCGUAUUUGCUCGAUGAUUAUCAAGUAAAUGGAUUGCCGGCGUCUGCGUGCGUUUCAGUGAAUGCAGAGAGCGGGGCGAUUCUUGCUGUGCGUUCUUUCGAUUAUGAGCAAAUGAAAGAGUUCCACAUUCGCGUAAAAGCGCAGGAUGGAGGCUCCCCUCCACUCAGUAGCAAUGUGACUGUGAAAAUAAUGAUCCAGGACCAGAAUGACAACGCUCCUCAGGUUCUGUACCCAGUCCAGACUAGCAGCUCUCUGGUGGCUGAAAUGGUGCCUCGUUCAGCAGAUGUGGGCUAUCUUGUUACUAAAGUGGUGGCUGUUGAUGUGGACUCUGGACAGAAUGCCUGGCUCUCGUACAAACUACAGAAAGCGACAGACAGGGCGCUGUUUGAAGUGGGUUUACAGAAUGGAGAAAUAAGAACUAUACGCCAAGUCAAUGAUAAAGAUGCUGUGAAACAAAGGCUCACUGUUGUAGUGGAGGACAACGGGCAGCCCUCUCGUUCAGCUACAGUCAAUGUUAACGUGGCGGUGGCGGACAGUUUCCCUGAAGUGCUCUCGGAGUUCACUGACUUUACGCACGACAAGAAGUACAAUGACAACCUGACUUUUUACUUAGUCUUGGCUCUGGCUGUAGUUUCAUUUUUCUUUAUUGUGUCCAUCAUAGCCAUCCUGUCAGUGAAAUGCUACAGAUGGAGACGAGAGCGCAUGUUUUACAAAUCCAACGGGAAUCUCCCAGUUAUUCCGUAUUACCCGCCCCUUUACGCAGACGUUGGAGGCACAGGUACUUUGAAGCACGUGUUCAAUUACGAGGUGUGUGGAACCACCGACCCCGGUAAGAGUGAUAUGAAAUAUGCCACACCUUACAGUCAGAGCAUCAUUAGUCUGGACGGAACCCAGACACUCCCCCAUGCGCAGAGGGACAAACUGAUCAGUGACAUUUCAGAAAACCCCACCGACCCAUACACCCCUACGUCCAGUCUGGUUCAGUUCAGUCCAGUAUACAUGUGGGAGACCUUUGGGUAUGAUUUCUUGCUUCUGGUUCAGAUCCCCACUUUGGUGAACUCUGAACUGUAG